Miscanthus lutarioriparius is the source of this 1110-nucleotide messenger RNA. The record is from the annotation of a GenBank genome assembly. Lineage: Eukaryota; Viridiplantae; Streptophyta; Magnoliopsida; Poales; Poaceae.
AUGGAGUCGACGGCGCCAGCCCGCUGCGAGAUCGCGCGCCUGCCGGAUGACCUCCUGUCGGCGACGCUCGCUCGGACCGCGCCGCGGGACGCCUGCCGCGCCGCCGCGGUCUCUCCGGCGUUUCGCGCCGCGGCUGAUGCCGACGCCGUCUGGUCCCGCCUGCUGCCGCGCGACCUGCCCCCGCUCGCGGACGGGGAGCUCCCAGCCGAUCCGCUGCCCAAGAAGCAGCUCUUCAUGCGACUCUCCGACCCCGGCAGCCCCGUCCUCCUCGCCGACCGCCUCACGAGCAUGUGGCUGGACAGGGACACCGCCGCCAAGUGCUACAUGCUGUCCGCCAGGAAGCUGGGCAUCGUGUGGGGCGAUACCCCGCAGUACUGGCGCUGGAUCCCUCUCACCGACUCUAGGUUCCCCGAAGGUGCAGAGCUCCUGGACGUUUGCUGGUUGGAAAUCCGUGGCAAGAUACAUUGCAAGAUGCUCUCCCAGAACACCACUUACACCGCCUACAUGGUGUUCAAGAUGUCCGAUAGAUCCUAUGGGCUGGACCAGGAUUAUCCACCCCAGAGGGCUGAAGUUAGCACCGGGGCAACCAAAUCCACUCGUCGGGUUUGCCUCCAAGUCUAUGACACCGAGGGCGAGGACCAUCGCGUGCCUCCUGUAGUGCACGUACAUCACCCUCAGACAAGACCUGAUGGCUGGAUGGAGAUGGAGAUGGGUGAGUUCAACAAUGAAGAAGGUGAAGAUGGCGAGGUGUCCAUCAGUCUCACGGGGAGAGGCGGUCACUGGAAGAGAGGUCUUAUUGUGCAGGGCAUUGAAAUCAGGGUGAAGAAAUACAGCCACGACCGCCCUCCAUCGCGUUGCCUGCCUGCCCAGGCUCGUUCCGCAGGGCCGCUUCCACCCCGCCAGUUCGCCCGCACCACCCAUGCACUCUUUCCUCGAGCAAGAGGUGAUGGCUUGAUGGAGGUGGAGGUAGGUGAGUUCCACAACGGUGAAGGCAACGAUGUGAGGUUUCCAUCAACCCUUAUGGAGACGUCAGUCGUGAAACCUGGCCUUAUUGUCCUAGGCAACGAUGGUGAGGUUUCCAUUAGCCUUAUGGAGAUUUGCAGUGCGUAA